UUUGUCAGUUCAGAAUGUUCCAUCCGAUAAAACGUCAUGCUCACUCAUUUGCCUUUUCAGGGUGAAUGGAGGGAAGAAAACGAGAAAGAAAAGAAAGGGGAGGAAAUGUCACUUUCCCUGUAUGAGUGUCUGAGGGCCGUUGGGCUUCAGCGUCACUAUGCUAGGUUUACUUCUGUGGGUAUUUGUCGUGCAGCCCACCUCUCAGCGCUGACCAUGGAGGACUAUCCAAUCCUUGGGAUCUGCUGUAUGGAGGACAGGACUCGACUCUUCCAUCUUGUCCAAAUGGUCAAAGCUCUUGACCUAAAAUAUGAAAAUAGUGAAGAUUAUGGUGCUGACAGUGGUGAUGAAGGCUACACUGCAGCAGAUAGUAGCUUUUCUUAUGUUGGUGGUGAAGAUGAAGAGGAUGUUUACAAUGAUGAGAAUGAGAGGGGUGCUGCUGAAAGUAAGCUUAAUGCAACACGUUUUACAAAACCCUCAUCCGUUCGCAGACGGCUUGAUUUUAAUUGUGAAACCAUCGAUCACAAUCUGAAUCUUUUUGUUUAUCCUGAUGCCUCUGUAUAUGUAAUGAAUAGUGAGGCAGGGCAGGGCAAAGGGUCGGCCCUAUCAGUGCAGCUUGACUCUGGAAGUGCUGCGGUAUGUGGCUGCAAAGAGAAGAACAAACACAGGCUGGAUUCUCAUAGGCAUCAAUCUGGUCGUCACACAGGAGCAAAAACUGAGCCAAAGAUUAUGGAAGGAAAAUCCAUGUUCAAUUUUCACACCAGAUUAUCACCAAAGUGCGAAUCAUGCAUCAAACCAAAACCCCAGUCUGAAACAGUGGCAUCAAAGUUGUUAACCAACCAACUAUUUGGGCACAAAGAUAGAAAGGGACUUUUAAGGAAGAAGAAACCCUUUACAGAAAUGAGCAGUAAUGCAGCUUCUGAACACACGCCUAAGCCAACACCUGUUUAUGAACUAAUGAGAACAGCUGGCUACAACUAUGGACUACCACUGAGUUCCCCUCCUGCUCCAAACAAAACACGACCAGGGGCGCAGCGGAUCAGUGUGUGUGUGAGGAAAAGACCUCUGACACGCACAGAGUGCAGGAGAGGAGAGACAGAUGUUUUGACAACUCCAAGUGAAGAGUGUGUUAUUGUUCAUGAAAGCAAAGAGGCUGUGGAUCUCACACAGUACAUACUAAAGCACAGGUUCUACUUUGACCAGGUGUUUGGGGAGGAGAGUUCCAAUGAGGAGGUGUAUCAAAGAACAGCAUACCCUCUGGUGCAGCACAUGCUCAAUGGAGGCAAGGGCACCUGCUUUGCAUAUGGCCAGACAGGUGCAGGGAAGACUCACACCAUGCUCGGUUCCCCUGUGAGACCAGGGUUGUAUGCUCUGGCAGUCCGGGACAUUUUUGCUCACCUCUCCACCACACACAUGAACUCACCCUUGCUGGUGUAUGUCAGUUUCUUUGAAAUCUACUGUGGUCAGCUGUAUGACUUGUUGGACCACAGAAAGAGAUUGUUUGCCAGAGAAGAUGGACUUAAGGUGGUUCACAUUGUUGGGCUGCGUGACGUCAGAGUGGACUCAGUCAGCUCACUGAUGGAGGUGAUUUCACAGGGAACAGAGGUGCGCACACAGGGGGUGAGUGGGGUGAAUCCACUCUCCUCUCGCUCCCAUGCCUUGCUUCAGAUUCAGCUAAGGGAUGCAAACCAGCAGAUAGCUGGAAGAAUGUGGUUUGUGGACCUGGCAGGAAGUGAGCGGGCAUCAGACACCAAAGAAGACAGGCAGAGUCGCAUGGAGGGAGCAGAGAUCAACCAGAGUCUGUUGGCUCUUAAAGAAUGCAUUCGGUCCCUGGAUCAGGAGCAGUCUCACACACCUUUCAGACAAAGCAAACUGACUCAGGUUUUGAAAGACUCAUUUGUUGGUGACUCAAUGACGUGCAUGAUUGCCAACAUUUCACCUGGUCACUUAGCAACUGAAAACACACUAAAUACACUGAGAUAUGCUGACCGGGUGAAGGAGUUAAAGGGACAGGGGGGACUACGAGGAGGAAGAAGAGGAAGGACAAAUCACUCCCCCAAGCGUAACUUGUCAAACAGCAGCAGCAGCAGCAAAAGCACAAGCAGCAUAAUUGGCACCCGAGGGAAAAGUCCUCCCAAAAAGCCAAAGUUAGGGAGACAUAGGGAGGAUUUUUGCCCCAUCUCGCCUACCAUUAGAUUGACCAUGGGAGGCGAAAAUCUUUGCUCUACACCCAAAAACAGCAGAUGGGGAGAGGAAACAACUGCAACAACAAGAAAGGGAAUUGACUUUGAACAUAUAACACCUGUUGGAGGUUUGCUGGGAAUGAGUGGUAGGAGGGUCAGGACGGACAGAGCAGACAGGAGGGAAGGUAGAAAAAGAGAAAGGUAUGGAGUAUCUGACAGUGUAGACAACACAGUUGGUGACCAAAACAUAGGGGCAGAACUGGUCUUGAGACAAGCGACAGAUGAGCUUCACUUGUGGGAGGUGUCGAGAGAAUCUGGAUUAUGCUACAGAGGAAAAGAGAGACAGGGAAGUUCAAAAGGGGCAGGAAAAGAUGAGAAUAGAGGGACAGAACAAAGAAGAAAAGUGGGAAUCAGUAGAGACACAUGUGAUGAAGCAGAGAGGCUAAGGGAAAAAUAUUUGAAAAAGGCUGAUGAAAGGGAAAAGGACAGAGAGCGCCAUCUGAGACAGUAUCACCAGCAGUUACAGCAGUUCAUGCCCUCAUCUUCAUCUGUCCUCUUCUCAUCCUCUACAUCCCCGUCUAUUUCUUCCUCAAAUCAGGCCUCUCUCUCUUCUUCUGUCUCUCCUUCUACCUUUCAACAAUCUUCCAGCCUCUCAGUUUCUGCCCUUAUGUGUCAUGGUUUGGAAGGAGUUUUUGAUGCAUACGGGGCUAAUGUUAAGGUCAGGGUAGAUAGUAACAGAGGACAGUCAUCUUUCUUCCCCAGUCAAGAGAUUUGCUUUCAAACUAAAACCUCCCCUAGCUGCAAUACAAACAAGGCUGUGGUUAGUCCUGGUGACUCAGGUGGAUCUGGUGAUGCUUGGAGGGUAUCCAGGGAUGGGAAAGAGGAAAGAUUUGGGCAAGACAGAGAUACACAUGAGAAGUUAAGGUCACUGAAGGCAGCAGGGGAAGGUGAGGUCAGAGUAAGGAGGGAGGAGUGGAGACCAGCAAUGGAAGGAAAAGGAGUGGGGAGGUGGGCCUGGGUAGCAUCAACAGAGACAGAGCAGGCAGACAGGAUGACAGGUGCAAUCCCCGAUGAGGCAGUAGUGUUGUACAACCGUCUCUCAGAAGAGGAUGAAGAAGGUCUUAAUGCUUCAGAUGUCACAGCUGAUAGAGUGUGUAGUACUGAGGAGCGAAGAGGAGCCGACAGUUACGGUUUUCUGUCCUCCCAAAGAAACAUUGACAGUAGCAGCCUCUUUAACCGCCCUCUGGAUGAGUCAUCCCGUCAGCGAGCUACAGCAGAACGACCUCUCUCCCCAGCCUGUGGACAACCAAACACUCUCCUGACCCCUAAUCCCUCCUUUGAGUUAAAACACACUACAUGCACCUCAAACAUCGAGUCAAUACCAUUGAAAAAUGCUCAUCAGGAUGUACCAUUAAGCAGCUGUAGAGUGAAGCCACCAUGGUUCAAUGCCCACGACAAUAUACCUGAUUUUUUUAAUUCUCAAUGGGCCACACUACCUCUCACUACUCCCACAACACAGAAUAGAGGUAAAAUACCAGCAGAGCCUCUCAAUAUUUCAUCUGAAAAUCCAGCCUCCACUAUGGUACACAACGGUCCAGAUGCUGACGCCAAAAAGUCUGAAUUACCUCAAGAAGAGACUGAAGGUUCAAUCAACUUCGUCAUGGACCCCCUCAGCAUCUCCUUGCUUCAAGUGGACCAACAGGCUGACAACCUUUCUUUCCUUCAAUGGGAUCAGAACAGAACCGCUGCAUCCCCACCCAAAACCUCUACAUGUUCUUCAAUGCAAACUUCUGUCAUGCAGUCCAACUCUUCCUCUGUCAACCAGUCUGCAAACACAGGUUUACUGAGCACACACGAUCUAACGACCAAUGGUCCCAACCAGAAGCCAUCAGAACAUGCACACAAUAUGCACAAAGAACUGUCUUUGGCCAUUUCAACACCACAGUCAGAAAGUCAGUUGUUGACCACAGCGCCAAAGCAUUGUCAAACUGCACAUUCAAACACCUCAAUCCAAACCAACAGUAUUUUACAAUUAAAUAAUCAAGAGAGCAUCAGCAAUCAGCAAAUUAGACCCAUCUGCCUUUCUAGGCUGGAAGACUUGGAUCACGGCCAGUGGCGUGUUGUCCAGGCCCACUGGGAGCAGCUAGAAGAGAUGGAAGCUUUAUGUCGUAAAGAGGGGAUGCUUCUGUGUCGUCAACCUGAUAUGGCAUUUGGGGAUUAUUUCCACAAACUGAAGGAGAUCAUGGAGAGAAAAGCUCAGUGUGUCCACAUCAUGAAAUCUCACCUACAGCAAUACCUUAAACCCAGUCAGUGUAAUCAACCACACCACCAAGAAAAAGAAUAA
Messenger RNA from Notothenia coriiceps (black rockcod), 4524 nucleotides. RefSeq lists its product as uncharacterized. The coding region runs from base 37 to 4524 and encodes 1495 amino acids. Gene Ontology annotation, molecular function: microtubule binding; microtubule motor activity; ATP binding. The transcript is spliced from 14 exons. Gene Ontology annotation, cellular component: microtubule. The record is from RefSeq and is a predicted model, not a curated record. Gene Ontology annotation, biological process: microtubule depolymerization; microtubule-based movement. NCBI's taxonomy places the organism in Eukaryota, Metazoa, Chordata, Actinopteri, Perciformes, Nototheniidae.